Messenger RNA from Seminavis robusta, 897 nucleotides. The record is from the annotation of a GenBank genome assembly. Lineage: Eukaryota; Bacillariophyta; Bacillariophyceae; Naviculales; Naviculaceae.
AUGGCCGCCAAAAUGAUCCUCUUUGCCGUUGUCAAAUCCAAUGAAGCAUCCAUCGAAGAUGGCCAGUGCUUUCUGUUUCUAUUGCAAGGACAAUCAAUGCUGCUGAGGCAGAAUGUUUAUUGUCCAUUAUCUGCAACCAUGUCCUCUCGCCUCAAGCCUGAAACCUUUGACUGGGCCGCUGCUCAUGCAUUUGAGGAGUGGGAACAUGACCUGAAGAUCAUCGAGAAUCAUGGAAAAGAAAUGAAGGACGCUCCUCCCCUUUCGCAAAAGCACGCAGUUCAGAGUGAUGUCGAGAGUGACGAAGAGUAUGAGUUUGGCAAGGAGGAACCAGCCAAGAAGGGAGCCAAGAAACCAGCCCCGAAACCAGCCCCGAAACCAGCUGCUGGUAAGAAGCCAAAGCCAUUGACACCAUCUGACUACGGCUUCAAAGUUGUCACUGUUACUGACCUCGUUCCUUCUGGAUUUCCCCAAUAUCCUCGUGGCACUCCUGAAUUCCGCGAUGGAUCUGAUACCCCAUUGUAUCGUGGUGAUGCUGGAUUUGGGGAACGUCCAACCAACUCUCCACAUCGCCCUGUUGCCCUGAAUUACAAAGAGGUCAAGAAGGAAGAAUUGCCGGCUAUCGCCCCUUGCCGCUACUGUGAGCAAUAUCCAUGCUACAUGAUCCAAGAUCUAGUUGGAGGCAGUUUGAUGAUGACAGGAGAUAUGAUGAAGGAUGAAGGUUUCGAGAACAAAGUUAUCAGGAAGGCACUUUACAAAGAAGCUGCUCGAAUGAUCUUUGGUCGACUUGGUGCUGGGAAACGCCGCCCUCUCCCUGUCUGCGUUGAAGGCGAGAUCAAAGAUACAUGGCCUCGCAAUGCUGCCAAAGAUGACGAGUACAUGUGGUACAAAGAAAACUGA